AUGGUGGAUCAUAUCACUCCGGCCCCAAAGUCUGGCAGCCCCCCUCCUUACAACCCUGCUGCUCCUACAGCACCUGUGGUUCUUCCUCCUCCUCCCCCUCGACCUGUCGUUCCGGUAACCUCAGCACCUGUUCCAGUUCCCGCUCCCGCUCCGGCUACUGUUCCAGCUCCGGCUACUGUUCCUGCUCCUGUUCCGGCUGCCGCUCCUGUUCCGGCUCCCGCUACAGCAGCUACACCCUCGGCAGCUCCCACCGGUCCUGUUCCGGCCCCUUAUCCUGGUUCGAGCCGCACCUUCACCAUCGACGGAAAAGUUUCAAAGUACGACUGGAUCCUGGCACGUGUCCGGAAUGGUGCUACGAAGAAGGAGGCACUCGCUGCAGAGGGGAUAUCUGAGUCAUUUUUCGGCAGGAAGCGCUGCAUAGCAGAGGCAGCGAGGAUUGACCUACCUUCUCUCCGACAUGGAUUCCUCCAGCUGAUUAAUCCCACACUGAAAAACCUUCUACCAGUGGCCAGGGACAUCUGUAACCGGAACCGUUCUGCGCUUCGCACACUCCACGCUUCAGGAGAAGCACUCCCUCCCAAGAAGAUAUACUGA
Molecule: messenger RNA, 594 nt
Organism: Bolinopsis microptera
Lineage: Eukaryota; Metazoa; Ctenophora; Tentaculata; Lobata; Bolinopsidae
Exons: 1
Coding region: 1-594 (197 amino acids)
Source: RefSeq, a predicted model, not a curated record